AUGACCGAAUUGUUAGCAGAGCGCAUACCAGAAGAGCUCGCUGCAGCUGCCAUUCCCGGGCCCGUAGCACCAACGGGCGUCGAAGAGGGCGAUGAGCACGAAGAACCACUACAUGAAACACAAUACACAGCUAAAUCUGAAUCUGAUGGCGUGUCUGCUCUUUUACGUCCUGAGGACAAGAAUUGGAUGAAAGUUUUAUAUUUUGCAGGCUCCUGCUCUGUCAAUCUUGUUCUCCCGUUCUUGAACGGCCUGAUGCUUGGGUUUGGAGAGCUCAUAGCACAUGAAAUCAGCUGGAAACUAAACUGGUUUAGAAAGUCAAAUCCCGGGUAUAAGAUUUACCCUGAAUCGCGAAAAUUCGCUGCUAGACAAGAUGUAAGGGAAAAAGAGCACACAUUCUUGUAG
Molecule: messenger RNA, 402 nt
Organism: Lachancea lanzarotensis
Lineage: Eukaryota; Fungi; Ascomycota; Saccharomycetes; Saccharomycetales; Saccharomycetaceae
Gene: MIM1
Product: LALA0S01e09032g1_1
Exons: 1
Coding region: 1-402 (133 amino acids)
Biological process (GO): protein insertion into mitochondrial outer membrane; mitochondrial outer membrane translocase complex assembly
Cellular component (GO): mitochondrial outer membrane
Source: RefSeq, a predicted model, not a curated record